This is a messenger RNA of Eimeria mitis, 3102 nucleotides long. Its product is annotated as 3-demethylubiquinone-9 3-methyltransferase, putative. Gene Ontology annotation, cellular component: plasma membrane; apical junction complex. The coding region runs from base 1 to 3102 and encodes 1033 amino acids. Lineage: Eukaryota; Apicomplexa; Conoidasida; Eucoccidiorida; Eimeriidae. Gene Ontology annotation, biological process: cell-cell junction organization. The record is from RefSeq and is a predicted model, not a curated record. The transcript is spliced from 21 exons.
AUGUCUGCAAGCCGAGCAGCAGCAUCCACGGGAAUAAUAGUCACUGCAGCAGCAACAACAACAGCAGCAACAACAGCUGCAACACCAGCAGCAGCAGCAGCGCAUGCAGCCCCAAACAAGAAAACAAAUACAACCCCGAAACAAAAGCAGCAGCAGCAGCAGCAGCAGCAGCAGCAGCAGCUAGCAGCAGAGGAUAGCAAAGACACAGCUUUCAUUUGCCUCCUCUCCCUCUGUGGACAGCAGCGGUUUGCUGCUGCUGCUGCUGCUGUCUGUAUCCUCAUCAGCGCCAGCAGCAGCAGCAGCAGCAGCAGCAGCUUUUGCAGCAGCAGGGUCCCCCGGCCCCAGCAGCAGCAGCGGCUGCCUCGGUAUGGUUCACUGCAGCAGCAACAAAAACAGCAGCAACAACAGCAGCAACAAAAACAGCAGCAACAACAGCAGCAACACCAGCAGCUGCAGCAGCAGCAGCAGCAGCAGCAGCAGCUGCAGCAGCUGCAGCAGCACCAGCAGCAGACCUGUUGGUUGUCCCUGGCGUGCCUAGAGCAAAGACACAGCUUUCAUUUGCCUCCUCUCCCUCUGUGGACAGCAGCAGCUUUUGCAGCAGCAGGGUCCCCCGGCCCCAGCAGCAGCAGCGGCUGCCUCGAUGUUGCUGCUGCUUUGCCUGCUGCUGCUGCUAGUAGUGCUCCUGGUGGGGGAUGGAUGCACCACAGGGCUGCUGCUCUUGCUGCUGCUGCUGCUCUCGCUGCUGCUGCUGUUGCUGCUGCUGCUGUUGCGGACGUUCCUGCUGCAGAUGUUGCUGCUGCUUUGCCUGCUGCUGCUCCUAGUAGUGCUCCUGGUGGGGGUUGGGUGCACCACAGGGUGGCGACGGGAUACGCAGGGGUGCGGGUAGUGGACGUCUGCUUGGGGGCUGCUGCCGAUGACCCAGUAGGGCUUUUGCUGCAGCAGGAAAGCUUCGAUCUGCUGCCCCUGUCUUACCACCUGCAGCACUGCAUGCGGCAGAUCUGCUUGGGGGCUGCUGCCGAUGACCCAGUGGCGGCGGGAUACGCAGGGGUGCGGGUAGUGGACGUCUGCUUGGGGGCUGCUGCCGAUGACCCAGGAUCGCUUCACGGAUGCAGCAGCGGAGCACGCAACAGCAGCAACAACGACAACAACAACACAAGAAGCAGCAUCAACGGCAUCAGCAUCAGCAGCAGCAGCAGACAGCAGCAGCAGCAGCAGCAGCAGCAGCAGGAGCUGCCGUUGCUAGGAGUAAAGAUUGCUGAUCUGCGUCACUACAGCAGCAACAGAAGCAGCAGCAGCAACAGCAACGAGAACCGCUGGAGCAGCAGCAGCAGCAGCAGCAGCAGCAUCAACGGACAGUACUGGCAGCAGCAGCAGCAGCAGCAGGAAUCUCUGGGGCUGCUCGGUGGCUGCGUGCAGCUGCGUCACUACAGCAGCAACAGAAGCAGUAGCAGCAACAACAACGAGAACCGCUGGAGCAGCAGCAGCAGCAGCAGCAGCAGCAGCAGCAGCAGCAUCAACGGACAGUACUGGCAGCAGCAGCAGCAGCAGCAGGAGAAUCAGCAUUUUGCUGCACAGGCAGAUGCGUGGUGGGACCCCAAUGGUCCUGCUGCAGCAUUGCAUGCAUACACCCCGGUGCGUGUAUCUCUGCUGCUGCAGCAGCUGCAGACAUUGCCCCUCUAUCAACAGAUCCUGCGGUCUCAACCGCAGCAGCAGCAGCAGCAGCAACAGCAGCAGCAGCAGCAGCAGCAGGAGCUGCCGUUGCUAGGUGUAAAAAUUGCUGAUGUAGGCUGCGGUGGGGGUCUCCUUAGUGAGGCGUUUGCUGCUGCUGGCGCCUCCGUCACCGGCAUCGACUGCAACGAGCAGCUGCUUGCUGCAGCAGAAAAAAGAAGGCAGCAACGCGAACACACUGCUGCAGUUACUGCAAUCAUCCGCUGCGCUGCUUCUGCUGCUGUUGUUGCUGCUGCUCUUGCUGCUGCUGCUGCUGCUGCUGCUGCUGCAGUCGUCGAAGGCCUCCCUGACCUGAGCGACCGGCUGCGUUACCUCGUCUCGGACGCAUCCGCUCCCCCAAAGCAGUGGGAGUUGGGGUCUUAUCAUGCUGUAGUUCUUUCGGAGGUGAUUGAGCAUAUAUGGGGGGAGGAGAAUAAAGCUGCUGCUGUUGCUGCUGCUGCAGCACGGCUGCAGCAGGGGGGCCUGCUGCUGCUGACCUCCCUCAACAGAACGCCAGAGAACUACCUCGCCUCCAUCCUCCUUGCGGAGCGUCUCUUUCAAAUCAUACCAAAGGGUACCCACGACUGGAGCAACUUCAGCACGCCCGCAGAGGUGCGGGGCUGGUGCGAGGCUGUGGGGCUGCAGCAGCUGCAUGCAUGCGGCUUCCUGUAUAACCCCGCUGCUGCUGCUGCUGCAGUCGUCGAAGGCCUCCCUGACCUGAGCGACCGGCUGCGUUACCUCGUGUCGGACGCAUCCGCUCCCCCAAAGCAGUGGGAGUUGGGGUCUUACCAUGCUGUAGUUCUUUCGGAGGUGAUUGAGCAUAUAUCUGCUGUUGCUGCUGCUGCUGCUGCUGCUGCUGGAAGAGCAGCAGCAGCAGCAACAGCUGCUGCUCCUGCUGCUGCAAAAGCAGCAGCAGCUCAUGGUGAGACUCAUGCUGAUGCUGCAGAUGCUGGCAGCAAUAUACACCGCUGCGUAACGGCUGAAGCUGCAAGAGCAGCAGCAGCAACAGCAGCAGCAGCAGCAGCAACAGCAGCAGCAGCAGCAACUCAUAGGUAUUCGGCGGCUCAUGCUGCCUGUGCAGUUAAACUGGAACUGUCUGUACACCCAAGGCGCAGGUCUGCGUACCGCAGCACGUGCAUGUGCCUGCAGCAGCAGCAACAGCAGCAACAGCAGCAGCAACAGCAGUGGCAGCAGCAGCAGCAACAGCAGUACUCGCAUGAGGCAGAAGCAGAGCACCAACAACCAAGCAGCAGCAGCAGGAGCACCAACAGCGCAGCAGCAGCAGCAGCAGCAGUAGUACUACCAGCAGGACCAGCCAAACAGCAACAGCAACAGCAGCAGCAGCAGCAGCAGCAGCAGCCGGCAGCAGCAGCAGCAACCGCAGUACUCGCAUGA